Myotis brandtii (Brandt's bat) is the source of this 1518-nucleotide messenger RNA. It is a transcript of the gene FADS3, whose product is annotated as fatty acid desaturase 3. Gene Ontology annotation, molecular function: oxidoreductase activity, acting on paired donors, with oxidation of a pair of donors resulting in the reduction of molecular oxygen to two molecules of water. NCBI's taxonomy places the organism in Eukaryota, Metazoa, Chordata, Mammalia, Chiroptera, Vespertilionidae. Gene Ontology annotation, cellular component: membrane. The coding region runs from base 1 to 1257 and encodes 418 amino acids. The record is from RefSeq and is a predicted model, not a curated record. The transcript is spliced from 10 exons. Gene Ontology annotation, biological process: lipid metabolic process.
AUGCCGCAGAGAACUGGAAGGGCUCAGCCCACGCUGGCUGUUUCUGCUUCUCACAGACCCCACUUUUUUCAGGGGAGCCUCUGCCUCCCGGUAGCAAUCCAGGUCACACCCCAAGCCAGGCGCUCUUGUCCCUCUGACCCCUUUGGCCACACGCCUUGGGCCUGGCCUGGGAGGAGUGGCUGUGGGGCGUUUCUGGGGACACCUGGGACUUGGUUCCCUCCCCUGAUUGGCCACUCGCCGCGGCAGGUCCAGCUGGUCGAGGACUUCCGCGCCCUGCGCCAGGCGGCCGAGGACAUGAAGCUGUUCGAGGCCCAGCCGGCCUUCUUCACGCUCCUGCUGGUCCACAUCCUGGCCAUGGAGCUGCUCGCCUGGCUCAUCGUCUACCUCCUGGGUCCCGGCUGGCUGCCCAGCACCCUCACCGCCCUCAUCCUGACCGUCUCCCAGGCCCAGAGCUGGUAUUUGCAGCACGACCUGGGCCACACGUCCGUUUUCCGGAAGCCCCGGUGGAACCACGUGGCCCAGCAGUUUGUGAUGGGACAGCUGAAGGGCUUCUCCGCCCAUUGGUGGAACUUCCGCCACUUCCAGCACCACGCCAAGCCCAACGUCUCCUACAAAGACCCGGACGUGACCUUGGCGCCCAUCUUCCUCUUGGGGGAGUCGUCUGCUGAGUACGGCAGGAAGAAGCGCAGAUAUCUGCCCUACAACCACCAGCACCUGUACUUCUUCCUCAGUGAGUCCCCAUGUCCCCCCGAGGGCGGGGCACGGCCGCCUCGGCCCCCUGCCGGCUGCUUCUCGACCUCUGUCCUCCGCCCCCUGCAGGACCUGCUCUGGGCCGCCAGCUUCUACUGCCGCUUCUUCUGGUCCUACAUCCCCUUCUACAGCGUCUCCGGGGCCCUGCUCCUCUUCGUGGCUGUCAGGGUCCUGGAGAGCCACUGGUUCGUGUGGAUCACGCAGAUGAACCACAUCCCCAAGGAGAUUGGCCACGAGAAGCACCGGCAGCUGGCAGCCACCUGCAACGUGGAGUCCUCACUCUUCAUCGACUGGUUCAGCGGGCACCUCAACUUCCAGAUCGAGCACCAUCUCUUCCCCACGAUGCCCAGGCACAACUACCACAGGAUCGCGCCGCUGGUCAAGGCGCUGUGUGCCAAGCACGGCCUCACGUACGAGGUGAAGCCCUUCCUCACCGCCCUGGUGGACAUCGUCAGGUCCCUGAAGAAGUCUGGCAACGUCUGGCUGAAAGCUUACCUCCAGCAGUGAAGGUGGCACCCAGGGCUCCACCACAGCCAGCUCAGGCAGGCUCCACCCGCCUCCUCCCGGUCCUGCCAUCUUCCCCUCCACCCUCUUGCCACCCUAAGGCCACAGCUCUGGGCCCAACAGGACAGGGGCGAGGGGGAUGGGACGUGAAGCCACAAGGUGAGCGUGACGCGUUUUCCUGGAGCGAAAAUUUAGGCAGACUGUUAUUUUUAUAUAAAGACAAACCCAGAUCUAUGAUGGAAUAAAGUAUUGAACUUGCAUGAA